Solanum pennellii is the source of this 1399-nucleotide messenger RNA. Its product is annotated as protein trichome birefringence-like 36. NCBI's taxonomy places the organism in Eukaryota, Viridiplantae, Streptophyta, Magnoliopsida, Solanales, Solanaceae. Gene Ontology annotation, cellular component: Golgi apparatus. The transcript is spliced from 5 exons. Gene Ontology annotation, molecular function: O-acetyltransferase activity. The record is from RefSeq and is a predicted model, not a curated record. The coding region runs from base 34 to 1170 and encodes 378 amino acids.
AACUCACUCUGCUUCAAAAUUUAGCAAAAAUUAAUGGCAAAGAAUUCAUUUUUAUUACACAUUUUGUUGUUUUUUGUUCUUAUGUUGAGUUUGUUUGAUGGGAUUUUAUCACAAUAUGAGUUGGAGGAACUUACAUGGUUAGAUGAUAAAGACGAUGAAAUUUCAAUGUUUCAUAGCCAACAUUCUUCUAUGAGGAGAUGUGAUUUUACUUCUGGGAAAUGGGUUUUUGAUCAAAGUUAUCCUCUUUAUGACUCAACUUGUCCUUAUCUUAGUACUGCUGUUACUUGUACCAAAAAUGGUAGACCUGAUUCUGAUUAUGAAAAAUGGAGGUGGAAGCCACAUGGUUGUGAAGUUCCAAGGUUUAAUGCAUUGGAAUUUCUUGGAAGGAUGAGGAAAAAGAGAAUUAUGCUUGUUGGUGAUUCUAUAAUGAGGAAUCAAUGGGAAUCUCUUGUUUGCUUAGUUCAAUCUGUUAUCCCUAUGGCUAGAAAAACAGUAACUUAUGUUGGUCCUACUAUGGCCUUCCAUGCUAUGGAUUUCGAGACAACAAUAGAGUUCUGCUGGGCUCCUUUCUUGGUGGAACUGAAGAAAGGACCAGAAAACAAGAGAAUAUUGCAUCUGGACAUGAUUGAAGAGAAUGCAAAGUAUUGGAGAGGAGCUGAUGUUCUUGUUUUUGAUUCAGCUCAUUGGUGGACUCACUCCGAUAAAUAUAGUUCGUGGGACUUGAUUAUGGAAGGGAACAGUUUCUAUAGAAACAUGAACCCAAUGGUUGCCUAUGAGAAAGGACUAAUGACAUGGGCUAAGUGGGUUGAUUUGAAUCUUGAUCCUCGAAAAACUCGAGUUUUCUUCAGAAGCAUGUCACCUCGACAUAACAGGGAAAAUGGAUGGAAAUGCUUCAACCAGAGGGAGCCUCUGGAGUUCUUUAGCCAUCCGCAUGUACCAGAACCACUGCUGGUGCUAAAAGAGGUGCUACGAGGGAUGAGUUUUCCGGUAUCUUUCCAGGAUAUAACAACAAUGACAGCUCUUCGAAGAGACGGACAUCCUUCUGUCUAUAGUAAGUUUGUAAGCCAAACAGGUAAGCAGCACUUAGGAGACUAUAAAUCUGAUUGUAGUCAUUGGUGCCUUCCUGGAGUACCUGAUACCUGGAACGAAAUGCUGAAUGUCAUGCUCUAGUUAGUAAGACGUAACAAUGAUAUAGCUAGGAGGUCAUCGAUGAGAUGGCCUAUUUUCAAUGUUAAGCUAUCUUUCUAUUUUAGUCUUGCUUGAUGUUUUCAUCACUGUACUUCAGUGCUGAGUGUUUAAUGUUGUAUCCUAUGUAAACAACUGAUGCUUCUGAAUGUGAGAUACUAUGUUAGUCUCAAUUUUAUCAAAGGCGAAUAGUGAAGAAAAACUCCAAAGUUUA